Messenger RNA from Bacidia gigantensis, 915 nucleotides. RefSeq lists its product as uncharacterized. Gene Ontology annotation, molecular function: heme binding. The transcript has a single exon. The record is from RefSeq and is a predicted model, not a curated record. Bases 1 to 915 code for a protein of 304 amino acids. NCBI's taxonomy places the organism in Eukaryota, Fungi, Ascomycota, Lecanoromycetes, Lecanorales, Ramalinaceae.
AUGGUUCUGCUUGCAGCUGGGGUUCUGACAGCGUCUGCCCUUUUUCUGGCCUACCGCUACCUGUAUCCUAAAUUGCCUCCACCCAGACUUCAAGUCGAUAGCAUCGACGAUGAUGACUUGAAGGAGAGGGAGACACUCACGUUUCCCGGUGUAUCCACCCGGGAGCAAAAUGACUCAAAUCAUUUAGAAAAUCACGAACUCGAACAUGUACAGAGCGAGACGCCAGACUCACCAGACACCACCCCCAAACAGAAACCCCAAGAUGACAGAAAUCUCAUGCCACCACCCCUCCUCCUCAACGGCAAAACCAAACCCGGCUCUUCUCUGAUGCCACCACCACCUCGCCCAACCGCGAAUAUCCCAAAACCUUCCAGCGCCCUUCGGCCACCCCCUUCAGCAGCCUCAACAUUACGCACACCACCGACCCGCUCGUCUCCACAAACAAAAUCCAACACACUCGCACCAUCCACAUCCACUCUCCCACCCCUCUCUCGCCCCUCGAAGAAAGUCCUUCUCUCUCCAGGCCACUCGCCCCUCGACUGGGCGGCCCUCACAAAAUCGCCUCCAAGCGCCUCUUACCUGCGCGGGGCAGACGUUCCAGCCGAUCGCAUGAUCCGCGUGACCCCUUCAAUGUUGAAGUAUUACACAGGAAGGAAAGGGAAAGAUGCUUGGGGCGUUUUUGGUGGGAAGGUGUACAAUAUGACGAGAUAUCUGGACUUUCAUCCUGGCGGGAAGGAUGAGAUCAUGAAGGGUGCUGGGAGAUUGGAUGGGACGGCGCUGUUUUUGGAGGCACAUCCUUGGGUUAGUUGGGAGAGUAUGCUAGGAGAGUGUUGCGUGGGUAUUUUGGUUGGGGAAGGGGAGGGGGAGGGGGAGAAGGGGAGUCGAGAUAGGGAGCGGAUGGAGCAGAUGGAUUGA